AUGCCUUCUCCCGCCGGCAGCGGCAGUAGGAUGCCUUCUCCCGGCGGCGGCGGCAGUGGUGUCCGGAUGCCUUCUCCCAGCUGCGGCGGCGUUGGUGCCGGCGUCGGCUUCUCUCGUCGGCUCCCCAACGACCCACCUCCACUCGGUCCUCGCGCGUUGAACUUCACAGAGCCUCACGCCACCACCUGGGACGCCUGCAGAAUGACAACAUCACCAGCAGAAGUGUACGAGGUCGUCGGCGAUGACUUUAGCCCCAACCAUUGGACGCCUGACUACUCGCAACCAUGGGCUUCAAGUUCACAAUAUUUCACAAACAUAAUGACACAGGAAAAGGAUGAUGAUUUGGAAUUGGUGAAUCAGCAGGCUGCCACUCCAAGUACCGGCGGGAAAGGAGCAUCCAAGCGAGGCAGUAACUACACUAGUCUUGAAGAUAUCCAACUUUGCAAAUCCUGGAUUCAUAUCAGCAAUGACCCUAUCAUAGGGAAUGAUCAGGCAGGAAAAACUUAUUGGGAGAGGAUUGCUAAUGAUUUCCACAAGAACAGGGACUUUGAGUCCGAUAGGACUCCAAAUUCACUCGAGCAUCGCUUUGGAAUCAUACUAAAGGAGUGCAUGAAAUUCCAAGGCUACUACGAGGAGGUCGAGCGUCGUCAUCCAAGUGGCGUCCCAUACAAAGAACAUUUGCUGGAAGCCCAUGAAAGGUAUGCCAGAAAAGCGAAGGGCAAAAAUGUCAAUUCGAAGAAUGCUGGCUCACGUUGA
Molecule: messenger RNA, 756 nt
Organism: Miscanthus lutarioriparius
Lineage: Eukaryota; Viridiplantae; Streptophyta; Magnoliopsida; Poales; Poaceae
Source: the annotation of a GenBank genome assembly